UGGCGCACGUCAUUUCGCGUGCCGUGCUGAUCGUGAUUGGCGGAGUGGCGUCGGUUGCUGGCAUUGAAACAACGAUCGUGCCUCCUUUUUCCACUAUCUAACAGUUUACUGAAUGGGAAAUAAUGAUCUGUUGCUGAUGAUGAUUCAAUUCCCAGCGCGUUUGUUUUGGGUGCGAUAAGGAGCAAUGUUUAUAUAUAAAAUGCGUGAGAAUUUUGCUUCCGAUAUCGAUAAUGCGGCGGUUACGUGUGACAAAUUUGCGACCAGCGUGAAAGUGCGAUUAGCGAUCUAGCGGUGUGUACCUUCAGUUGCAGUACGAAACUUUAGCUGAAUGGUAGCGUUCUCGAAAUCUUCCUAUCAGGAAUCAACGAAUAGGACCAUUUAAGUUUUUAUCUAUCCGAAUUGUUAUGUCGGUAAUUGACCCAGUGAUUCAACGAAAAUGCCCCUUUUUGGGCUGCUGAUUCAUAAUUACAAUCCAAAUUUGGUCCGAUAUCAAUGAAAAAACAAUCGUUAUCGGUGUGGUUCUUUGUUAGUAAGAGCUCCUCAAGUGAACGCUUUCAGAUAACCAGUCCUUUAUCCGAGUGAUUGCUGCUGUGUUAGACUUAAAGUGACCAUGAACGUCAAAGGGAGCACAUCGUACGAAAGUGUUAUUUGCGAUGAGAACUCGCCCUUGCUGCGACAACAAAGCAGUGGCGCAGGUUCAUCCAGUAGCAGGCAGAAGGCAGAAAUCUCUAAAAAAUCUCAAUGUAUCUCGCUGGAACUCACUGCAGUGACCUUGUGCUUCGGUUGGGCUGUUUCAGCUAUCGUUCUAGCGAAUCAAAUUAUAUAUCAAACUUGUGUGCACUUGGGAUAUGACAAGCAACAAUGCAAGUUGCUGGGAACGAGCGGAGCAGUCAAUCUGACGGAUCUCGAAACAGCAGUACAACCGACGGCGGCGGAGAUCUCGAUGAUUGCCAACAUCAUCAUCUCGGUCGUUCCCGCCUUGUGCGGGCUGCUGAUGGGUCCGUGGUCGGACAGGUUCGGUCGUAAGCCUGUGAUCAUGAUACCGUGCAUUGGCUACUUCAUAACAUACAUUUCCAAGGCAACAAUCUGCUACCUUUCGGACAGCAUGAUUCUUAGCCCUUGGCUAUAUGUGGCGGCCUACCUGCCAGCUGCUCUGGCCGGCGGAACCACCGUUGUAUGUGCCGGUCUGUUCAGCUUGCUCACGGACAUCACGACGGAAAAGAAUCGAACCGUCCGAAUGGGAAUUCUGCAGGCGUGCACGCUAGCGGGGGCGUUUAUCGGAAUGAUGUCCAGCAGUUUCAUCCUAGCGUGGACCAAUGCCACUACGGUGUUUCUCAUUUCCGCCGGGAUGAUGCUGUUCUCCGCUGCUUACGUGAAUUUUGCUAUUGUGGAUAGUGUCGCCGGUCGACGGACCGUAGCCGGCGGUACCUGUGCGAAGUUGCGGGAAAUUUUCCGGUUCGAUUUACUGCGUGAUCUGUUUAACACUUUCUUCAAGGCAAGAUCUGGGUAUGAUCGGGGAAUCAUAUGGUUGACGGUUGCAAUCGGAGCGAUUACCGUGUUGGGAACAAGGUCCGGUGACGUAAUGUACAUGUACACGAGGAAGGUAUUCAAUUGGACGUUGGAGGAUUUUACGCUGUGGCAGUCGGUGGAUUUUUUGUCGUUCAUUGUCGGCAACUUCUUGGGAAUUAUAAUUUUGAAAAAACUAUUCAAGCUGCCGGAUAUUGCCAUCGCCUUCCUGUCGGUGUUAUGUUUUGCUGGUGAUAGCUUCACGAAAGGGAUGGCCACCCAGGGGUGGCAGUUUUACAUGUCCACAGGGAUAACGCCACUCAAGGGAACGGAAGGACCGGCACUGAUGGCCAUAUCGUCCAGCAUUUUGCCGUCGCAUGAUAUUGCAAAAAUCUACUCGAUGGCGAUGUCCCUAACGGCUAUGGUGCCGCUUGCGGCAUCCCCGCUGUUUACGUACAUCUACAGCCGGACGUUAACCUCGACGCCGGCGGUAUUUAACUUUGUCGCGUCGGCUGUUUUUUCGAUGAAUCUACUGCUGGUGGGAGUCAUACACGUUCUGUUGAGCAAACGGCGAAAACACCGACGAUUGCUGUCGGAUGACUCGGCACAUUCGGAAAGUGGCGGCAAUUACGAUAGCAGCCAUUGUACUACUAUCGACGACGAUGAUGAUGAUAAUGAUGAAGUAAUAGCGUAGACUUUAAUGUGAUAAUAGAGUGUACAGUAAUG
This is a messenger RNA of Sabethes cyaneus, 2232 nucleotides long. RefSeq names its product tetracycline resistance protein, class E-like. Gene Ontology annotation, molecular function: transmembrane transporter activity. NCBI's taxonomy places the organism in Eukaryota, Metazoa, Arthropoda, Insecta, Diptera, Culicidae. The transcript is spliced from 4 exons. The record is from RefSeq and is a predicted model, not a curated record. Gene Ontology annotation, cellular component: membrane. Bases 611 to 2200 code for a protein of 529 amino acids. Gene Ontology annotation, biological process: transmembrane transport.